AUGGAUAUUCUACAGCGCCUCGCGCGGUUCCUCGACCGUCCGCUAUUCCCCUGGAAGAAGCUAAUUAUCGGGUUCUCUGUUGCCCAAUUCCUGUUCGAAGGUGUCCUCGGUAUUCGCCAGUAUCGUGUCUUGACCAAGACCAAGCCCCCCGCCGUUCUCCAGCAUGAAGUCACACAAGAGGUUUUCGACAAGAGCCAGGCCUAUGGACGCGCCAAGGCCAAGUUCUCUCUGAUCAACGGUCUCUACGGUCAAAUCCAAAACUUCGCAUUCUACCACUUCGAUAUUCUCCCCAAGCUCUGGUCAUGGUCUGGCAACCUACUCCUUCGCUUCGCACCCACUCGGUUCACCGGCGAAAUCUCGCAAUCUAUCGUGUUCAUUCUGGCCUUCAUCUUCAUCCACCAAGUCGUCUCGCUCCCGUCCAACAUCUACCAGACAUUUGUUCUGGAGGAGAAGUUUGGAUUCAACAAGCAGACCCCGAAGCUCUUCGUCACGGAUAUGAUCAAGUCCAACCUGUUGGCUGUGGUUUUGACUCCUCCCAUUCUUGCCGGUUUCCUCGCCAUCAUUAAGAAGACUGGCAGCCAGUUCUUCUAUUACCUCUGGAUGUUCGGCGCUGGUCUUCAGGUCUUCAUGAUUACGAUUUACCCCAUUGCUAUCCUGCCACUGUUCAACAAACUUUCUCCCCUGGAGGAAGGCAAGCUCAAGACCGACGUUGAGGACCUCGCCAAGAAGCUCAAGUUCCCUCUUCACGAACUCCACGUCAUCGAUGGCAGCAAGCGCAGCGCUCACAGCAACGCCUAUUUUUUUGGUCUCCCCUGGAAGAAGCACAUUGUUAUCUACGACACUCUGAUUGAGAAGAGCGAGACCGAGGAGGUCGUUGCUGUUCUCGCCCACGAACUUGGUCACUGGAGCUUGGGCCACACCACCAAGCUGUUUGGUAUUUCUCAGGCUCACUUCUUCUACAUCUUUGCCCUCUUCUCCGUCUUCGUAAACAACAACUCCCUCUACGCCGAUUUUGGCUUCCACGCCCAGCACCCCAUCAUCGUCGGCUUCCUCCUCUUCAGCGACAUCCUCGGCCCCGCCGACAAUGUCAUCAAGUUCCUCAUGAACAUCCUCAGCCGCCGCUUCGAGUUCCAAGCCGACGCCUUUGCCAACAAUCUUGGGUACAAUGCUGAGCUGGCUUCUUCUCUCAUUAAGCUGCAGAUCCAGAACUUGAGCACCAUGGACGCUGAUUGGGCUUUUGCCGCCUAUCACUUCUCUCAUCCUAUCCUUUCGGAGAGGUUGAAGGCGUUGAACUGGCAGCCUACGGAGAAGGUGGUUGUUAAGGAUACGGUUGGGGAGGAGAAGAAGGAGGACACGGCUGUUACCACUGGGAGGGAUGAGCUUUGAGGGGGUGAAUAAGAAAAUUAGUAGGAAGAGGUGGACGGUAAUCCAUUAUAGAGGAUUGAUAUUUGUGCGUCAUGAUUCAUUGAUAUUUAAGUAGAAAUAUGAUACAGGAAGAGUGAUCUGACGUUUCCGAUUCAGUCUGUUCACGAGUUGUGAGCAAAGAUGGCAGCAUUCUGUAGCACAAAGAGCCAACACCCACCAGCGUUUUUUAACUCAAAAACCCUAACCCUACCUAUACCAACCCCCAUACAACACCAUGACUUACAUCCUACACAACCUCCCAUUACAAGUAAGUGUUCUGGAUAAAGAAGAAUUCGAAUCAGAUAAAAAGAAACCACCCCUCCUGGGAGUCGAACCCAGCGCAACGGAAUGAGAAUCCGCUAUGUUAACCGAUACACCAGAGGGGUUGUUGCCCGG
Podospora pseudocomata is the source of this 1800-nucleotide messenger RNA. It is a transcript of the gene STE24, whose product is annotated as zinc metalloprotease. NCBI's taxonomy places the organism in Eukaryota, Fungi, Ascomycota, Sordariomycetes, Sordariales, Podosporaceae. The transcript is spliced from 3 exons. Gene Ontology annotation, molecular function: metalloendopeptidase activity. Gene Ontology annotation, biological process: CAAX-box protein processing. Bases 1 to 1386 code for a protein of 461 amino acids. The record is from RefSeq and is a predicted model, not a curated record. Gene Ontology annotation, cellular component: endoplasmic reticulum membrane.